Messenger RNA from Micropterus dolomieu (smallmouth bass), 2732 nucleotides. RefSeq names its product purinergic receptor P2X, ligand-gated ion channel, 5 (gene p2rx5). The transcript is spliced from 12 exons. Gene Ontology annotation, molecular function: extracellularly ATP-gated monoatomic cation channel activity; purinergic nucleotide receptor activity. The record is from RefSeq and is a predicted model, not a curated record. NCBI's taxonomy places the organism in Eukaryota, Metazoa, Chordata, Actinopteri, Centrarchiformes, Centrarchidae. Bases 1 to 1389 code for a protein of 462 amino acids. Gene Ontology annotation, biological process: monoatomic cation transmembrane transport; response to ATP. Gene Ontology annotation, cellular component: plasma membrane; nuclear inner membrane.
AUGGCAGGCUGGGGAGGCUUCUUCGUUUCUCUCCUCAACUACAAGACAGAGAAAUAUGUCAUCGCCGAAAACAGGAAAAUCGGAAUAUUAUUUAGGCUCUAUCAGCUGGCCGUGCUGGGAUACAUAAUCGGAUGGGUGUUUGUGGUGAAGAAAGGUUACCAGGAGAGAGAAGAGGCCAUCCAGACGUCUGUCAUCACCAAGCUUAAAGGCGUUACACUGACCAACAGCUCUGAGACAGGGCUUCACCUGUGGAGUGCUGAGGAUUACGUCAUACCCCCUAAUGGCGAGCAGGUGUUCUUCAUUGUAACAAAUUACAUAGAGACCCCCAAUCAGAGGCUGCGGCUCUGUGCUGAGAGUUUCAAGGUGCUAAAUGGACGAUGUCAAAGUGACGAUGACUGCAUGAUGGGGGAGAGUGUAAUAGCUGGCCAUGGAAUCAAGACCGGGUUGUGUUUAAACAGCACUGGGACCUGUGAGAUUCAUGCCUGGUGUCCUGUUGAAUACAACAAGAGACCCACAGAGCCCUUACUGAGUGAAGCAGAAAACUUCACCAUCUACAUCAAGAAUUUCAUCAGGUUUCCAAAGUUUGAAUUCUCCAAGUCCAACGUCCUUGAAACUUCUGACGACAGAUACCUGAAAAGAUGCUCCUACGACAGAGAGAACCAUCCGUACUGCCCGAUCUUCCGCCUCGGAGAUCUGGUCAGCUGGACUGGACAUGACUUCCAGGACAUGGCCAUUAAGGGUGGGUCUGUUGGUAUUCUUAUUGAGUGGAACUGUGACCUGGAUAAGGACUCCUCCCAGUGUAAUCCACGCUACAGCUUUACCCGUUUGGACAUGAACUUGAACAGCUCGGUCACAUCAGGAUACAACUUCAGAUAUGCCAGGUAUUAUAAGGAUCAAAAUGGGGAAACCUAUCGCACUUUGUACAAAGUGUAUGGGAUUCGCUUUGAUAUAAUGAUCAAUGGCCAGGCUGGGAAAUUCAGUAUUGUUCCAACAAUAAUUGCCAUUGGUUCGGGCGUUGCCCUUCUGGGUGCAGGAGCCUUUGCAUGUGAUAUGAUACUACUGUACUUGAUGAAUACAAGCUCCUUCUACAGAGAGAGGAAGUUUGAAAUCAUCAACUUCAAGAAAGACCAAACCAAACCCAAGGAUGGGAAGGCGGGACACCGGGAAAGGAGAUCCAGGAAACCAGCUGCAGAAAAAGGGGCUGCCAACUCCAUUAAAAACCCAGAGGAGACUGACCCCACUAUGGGGUCUUCUGCCACUGCAGAGAGCCAGCUGCCUGUGGGCAAACGGUGUCCCACCAUUCCACGCAACACAGGACAGCGAUACUCUGCCAUUCAUGCUCCCCAAGGUGCAGAGCCACGGCAUAUCACUUUCUCCACGCACAAUUAGGUUUGCAGGCAGAGCAAGACACAUCACCUCUAGUGGUCUCGGUUAUGUUGCAAGAGGUUGAACCAAAAGUUGGACUGAUGUCCACUUCUCACCUGCUGGCAUGGCUGCUGGCAUGCCACUAGCUUGCGUGAUGCUUGCCCUGACUUAAGACGUGUUGGUCCAGAGAAAUAUUACAUAGUUAAGUUCUGCACUGUGCAAGAGAGCCAGGAUGCUGAUAUGAAAUACACAGGAAGGUGGUUUUCAGUGGCUGGGUCAGAAUCCAAAGGUAGUAUAUGGGAGAUUACAAGAGGUCCAUAAAUAAUAAUUCUAGACAUUGGUGUUACAAUUGACCUACAUUUUCUUGCAAUGUUAACAAAAUUGAAAAAAUAAUUUGUGUAUCCAUCCUGUGAUUCUAAUCAACUCCAAUGGCUUCUUCCUUGGUUGGCCUAUUCAGCUGUAAUCAGAAACAUGACCUCCUUGGUAGAGGAUGCAAAAGUACUGUGAUAAUGCUGCGGCAGAGUGAUAUAAAAUGGUUCAUCUAAGACUUUUAGGGAAUUACCAAACAUUUGCCGGUUACUAGUUUACAAAUGCAAAUAAUUGUCUCUGUAGUUUUCAGCAGUUGGUCAGACUAACUGAGCAUCAUUUCCCAUUCGAGUAAUAUGAGCUUUAGUCUUUAUUUUUUGUCAUUUUAAGUCCUAAGUUAUAAAAAUCACAGCAAAAAAUUGUAGAUAUGAUAGGUUAAUUGAAAAAAAAAAAGAAAAACAAAAACAAAGCAGCCCUUCAAAUUAUGCCAAAUGUUCAUGAUGUUCACCUCCAAUAUAAACUUGGAUUAGGUCAAAUAAACAUUGUAAACCAUUAAAUAAAACUUAAAUUCUUUCAGCUAAAUCAGUCUGCAAAAUACCUUCUAAUUUCAAUGUCAGUCAUGAGAGAAACGAUUUUGUAAACAUGGAUUCAAACAAUGUGUUAAAAAACUGCACUUGGAAGCAGUAUGUACGAAAAUGUGUGGACAGUCUUAACUGUUGGGAUUUCAGCUGGAUGCAUCAUGUACCUGGUGUUGUGAGUGUACAGUUAAACACUGCCGAUAUGUGUCCUCCUUUAUGUUGAGCUGGCUGUGCUCAACAUAAAGGAGGCCAUGCAAAAACAAUGUAAUGUAUCUGUGAAGCUGUGGAAUGCAGUCGUGAUGUACUACGAGUCUACUGAGUGGACAAGUUCACUGCUGACGUACUGGCUGUUCGUUCAUGAAUGAAUGAAGACGUUGGAAGUGCACGGACUCCUGUUUGUUCUUCCUGUUUCUAUUUAUUGAAUGGUCUUUAUUGUUGAAACAAAUGUACUUGUCAUUUUGAUUUCACAAUGUCAACUGCCUA